ACACUCGUACAAUUUGGUUGGCAGCACACAUUUUGGCCAAUUACCAGUGCUAGCUGCUGAAUGCUUAGCAAGUUUAGUUUACAAUACGAGCUCUUGGACUAAUGGUCGUGGGUGAUGCGUACCGGGCCACCUUCAAUGAACGGUUAAUAGCAGAUGGUCAAUUUGAAAACAAAAAACCUCAAAAAAAGUAUAAAACGAGUAAUGGAAAAAAUAAAUUAAAAUAAUUAGUAUAAUUACUAGCAUUACAUGAUUAAAACGGGCAUUGAUUUAAACAAAAUUUACAAAGAAAAGAAGAAAUAAGUGCAAGUGGAAAAUUAGUAGUGAAAAGCAUUGAAAAAAAAAUAAAAAUAAAAACAAAAAAAGAACCAGCAACGAAUUUUAGUGAAGUGCGCUAAGCGUUGACGCGCCCAUUUGGGGGUGUGGUGCGGCGAAGUUAAGUGCAUCGUAGUGCACUCAGUGAGCUAUGCUGGCGUUUGGCGCCCACAAAAUCCGCUUUAAUUGUUGUUGUAACUGUUUUAACUAACAAACAAAACUAACAAAAAUACUAAUGUUUUUCUAAGCGUGUAUGUGUGUCAAUGUAAAGCUGUCUACACGCUCGGCUUAGACGACGACAGCGACGUGCCCGACAAGAUUUAAGCGUUUGCAGUGGCUCAGCAUCUGCGCUUUUUGUCUUCGGUUUGAUUGCAUUCGUCUAUUCUUUGCUUACACACUUUGCUGUUGUUGGCCUUUCCGCAACUGGCUUUCAAGCGCAGGCCAUUAGUGGCGACUGCAAAAAUAGUGGCAGCAGCACAGCAUUUGCAACCGCUGUGGCCGGGUGUGCCGUUUGUGUGUCGCUCCGUCUCUGCAUCUCUGUUUAUAGUGCGCGUCCAACUUACUGUAAAUUGCAAAAAAACAACAAAAAAUAGCAUGCAAUGCAAGAAAAUCAACUAGAAAGAUAACAAAGCUAAACAAAACAAAAAAUUAUUGCUGAAAGUGCAACGUGCAUGUGUGUUUGUGCAUUUGUGGCAACUAGAUUUGUCAGCUGUAUACAGAAUAUUAGGCUAAGUGGCACUAACUUAAUUAAAAAUUUGAAAUUUGAAGAUAUAAUAUCCGUAACACUUAAUAUUGUAAUAACUGUUAUAAUUUACUAAACAGAGCACAACAACAACAAUAACAAAGUCAUUAAAUCCCAAACGUGAACUGAAGGUGUUAAUUUUUUGACAAAAAAAACAAAAAUUUUAAAAACUAAAAGAAAUUAACAAAAAUUAAAAAAAAAAUUAAAAUAAUUAUUAUUUUUGGAAACAUAAACAAAAUAUAUGUAUGUAUGUAUACAUAUGUAUAUUAUAUUAUAACUACAGAAUGAAUUUUAGAACUCUACUAAAAGUGUUAAGUUUUUAACAAACAAAAACAAAAACAAAAAAAACACAUUAUAAAAAAAUGAAAAAAAUUAAAAAAAAUAUAUAACAAAUAUUAAUUUUGGAAAAGUGCAAAAAAGUAAAAAAUAAAAUAAAAUAUGAACACAGCAGAAACAAAUACGAUUUUACGUACGAUAAUAUCAUAUUUCAGCCUUCAACAAAAAUUUGAGUGUCAAUUUCCUCCAAACAGAUCAAAACAACAAAACUCCAAACAAGCGUGAACUUGCUGCAUAAAUAUGUAAAUAAUAUUUAAAGUAAGCCUGAUAACCAAGUUCAACACUAUUUGUAUACUGUGCAUAAAUAAACAAUAAUCCUUGCUUUUGAAACUGCUCCCUGCAACAUCUCAUUCAUUCCCCAAACGCCAAGUGGUUGAUUUCUUCUGCUUGUUCCAAAAACUUCUAGAACCUGCGAAUACAUUUGGCAGCAGAUAAAUACAUAGGUGCACAUAGCUGUUUAAUUCAGUGUGAUUUCAAGGAUUUCAUGUAAGGCGCACACAAAAUUCCGAUUUUAUCAACUCAUACGCGAUAUAAAGACUGUAUAAGUGAAAAGUGCAGUGCAGCAUUUAAAUGAUAAAAAGCCAGCUUUCUCACCAAUGAGGAGACGAUUUCGAAAUCAAUUAAAAACAAGCAGCAAUAUUACAAUAUCAACAUAUGCAAAGAAAAAUAUGAAAAUUUGGAUAAAUUUCAAGCAAAUAUGAAAAUAUAAAAUCUAUGCAACGAGAUUGAAAAUCUAAUAAGUCAACAUGACUUAGAGCAGCAAAGAAUUGAAGCUGAAAGCUCAUCAACUCAUGUCAAUCACGCAGCCAAUAUUUGCGUAGCGCUACUCCACACAUACACCCACAAGCGACGAGUUCCCGCGAACAACCAAUCAACGGCUGACAAAGCAACAAAGUAAAGUUAAAUUAAAGCACGCGCCUAAAUGUAUGCAACGCAACGUGCAACGCAACUUGCUAAAACUAUAACAAUGGCAUGCAGCGUACAGAAGCAACCCACUCAACCGCAACACACAACCGCAUCAGCAACUGUAACGGCAGCCGCCGCGAUACCACCCACAAUGGCUGUGACUGCAAUGGCAACCGCCAACAACAACAGCAAUACGAACAACAUAGGCAGCCAAAUGGGCGGCGGUGGCAGCAACAGCGGCAGCAAUAGCAGCAUGAGUGGUGGUGGUGUUGGCAUUCUAGCCGCAGCUAUCAGUGACGCGACCAGCAAACCGCUAACACCAAAACCGCGGGGCUCAUUACCGAAUGACGCAAGUAAACCGCCACAGGUGGAAUUCCACUGGCCACGCAUACCGGUGAGUACGCACACCAGCAAUCUGCGCCUGAACAUGAUGAAUCAGAAUCCGAUGGACCUGCACACUGCGCGACUCAUGAUCGAGGAGUUGCGUACGAAGGUGCGCUAUCAAGCGGAGCACAUAAUGAAAUUGCGGAAAGCAUAUGGGGUACAGGUGACGCACAUUAUGCAGCAGCACUAUCACUACCAGAUGGAGAAGUCGGAUCAGUUGAACGCGCUGACCUCACAACUUCUCCUGCUGGAGUCGCGUUUAAAACGUAGACAAAAGCAGAUUGGGAGCCUGCUUUGCCAUCGCGAGUUCACUAUACAGCGACAGCAGAAGAUUAUCGAUACACUGUCGAAUCGUCUGUCCGAUCACGGCCUGGAUGCUGUCGAGGCGAACUUCACCACGGAGCUGGAUUCACUGAACGACUCCGACUCGGCUGUGGUGCUGGAAGAUAUCGACUCGGAUAGCAGUAAUAUGCCGCUUCGAGCAAGGCGACGCAGCAGCGGUGGCGGUUCAGGUGCUGGCUUCGGCUCCAAUGCCACACAGUGCGGCAGCGAUGGCAUAACUAUUGUGCGCUCCAUCUCCGAUGCCAUCGAGACGAAUUUGAAGUACAGUGCCGUGCGUCGCAACAAUUGCUAUUUGCGCCGCCCCGAAAUAUUGGAGACCGUCUACUCAGUGGAGGAAGAUCCAGAACCAACAUCUGAUGUGGCAGAGAAACGUGAUAAGUUCCGCACACGCUCGGAGAAGGCGCUGAGUUCGAGCUCCACGGAGGGACAAAUAGAUAGCAACUCUUCACAUGCACCGGCGCACGCUUCAACACAUACCACAUUACAUCAAACCAACGGCACUGAAGUGGAGCGUACCAAAGAGAACAUACGCAUCACACCUCCAUCACCGCAACGGCAACUCAGCAUUUCCAAACCCCUCGAGUCACCGACGAAGGACGGCUACACGGCGUACAGUGUCACGGUGCCGCAGCUGCGCACCACGGCUGCCACACCGACUACUGAGCGGGUCAACGCUUUGGCGGGUGCUGAUGUCGAUGGCAGUUCGCCUGGCGUUAAAUCGCAGGUAACGAACUACAAUCGCGUCAUGUCCAACCAUCGAUCGGUGACCAAACCCAAAGAUGUCAAAUAUAAACGUAUCAAUAAAGCCAAGUCGAAGAGUCUGGAAGAGUUACGUGGUCGUCUCAAAAAUCUGGUGGAACGUGGCGGCAGCACCGGCAACGGACUCGAUGCGCAUGGCGCCGGUGGUGUUGGCGUUGCACCCUACACACACGGUGUUAUGCCGCAGACUGCACAGUCAUACGCGUGACAAUGGCCACCAUUUGGUGGCUCCAACGCUACGCUCGCCGUUAUUGCAGCUACGGCGCCGAUUGCCUCCUUCGAUGCCGACAUGGACGACUAUGCAGUUGAAGAAGAAGAGUGUGAUUGCAUGAAAUUGGUGACGCCUAACGAACAGCAUGCCACACAGUCUGCUGCUAGCGAUCAACUUGACGGUGCGUGUGAUUGCGCGAAAAUGGUGGCGCUACCACAGCCGGAAGUCCCAACGCCUACCAGCGGCACAGUGGCGGAGCCCGCAGAAAGAGACUGCAAACUGAGCACUUCCGAAGAGCAAUUGCGUUCGCAACCAUUUUCGCCACUCAAGCAUUGCAUACCCAAACGUUCGUUGACUUUGCCCCGCAUACUCGUGCCGCAAAGCGCAUUCGGCUCAAGCGGCGGUGGUGCGGCUGGCUCGGGACGCAGUGGCGGCGGGCGUAGCGGUUUCUAGCAGAUAAAGAAAUUUUUCAUACGUAAUUGUGAUAAAAAGUGAACAAGCCGACCUUCGCUCCACUCCUCUCAGCAUUCAGCUAUCGCCUUUCACCUCGACAUUUGCACUGAUUUAUUGCUGUAUUUUGUGUACUCACUUUGUAAUUAGCUUUUCAAUCAUUUGACUUUUGUAACAUAUGUUUCCUGAUUUUUCAACUACACCAACUAGUUUCUAUAGUUUUUAGCGCCCAAUUUACUGUGUUACUCUUAAGUUUGCAUUUAUUUUGCUAAUUGCUAGUUAAGCUGCAAGCGCAUUUAUUCAUCGACAAUUACAUUUAUACAUACAUACUUAUUUUGCUUGAGAUCUAAAGCAUUCCAAUGAUCUUGAAGCAUGUAUUUUUAAUUAGUUUAUGCUAGCAAGUAACUAUAUAUAAUUUUCUAAUAAAUUUAGUAUUUUAAAAAUAUAUAA
Bactrocera neohumeralis is the source of this 4892-nucleotide messenger RNA. RefSeq lists its product as uncharacterized. NCBI's taxonomy places the organism in Eukaryota, Metazoa, Arthropoda, Insecta, Diptera, Tephritidae. The coding region runs from base 2313 to 3989 and encodes 558 amino acids. The transcript is spliced from 6 exons. The record is from RefSeq and is a predicted model, not a curated record.